GCGGCGGCCAGCACCGGCUGCCGGGAGCCGCCGGGCCCCCCGAGGGCCGCCGCCGUCCCCUACUUCGGCAUCUCCGUGGACCAGGACGACAUCCUGCCCGGCGCCCUGCGCCUCAUCCAGGAGCUGCGGCCGCAUUGGAAGCCUGAGCAAGUUCGGACCAAGCGCUUCACUGAUGGAAUCACCAACAAGCUGGUGGCCUGCUACGUGGAGGAGGACAUGCGGGACUGCGUGCUGGUCCGGGUGUACGGGGAGCGGACGGAGUUGCUGGUGGACCGGGAGAGUGAGGUCAGGAACUUCCAACUGCUUCGGGCACAUGGCUGCGCCCCCAAACUCUACUGCACCUUCCAGAAUGGGCUGUGCUACGAGUACAUGCAGGGUGUGGCCCUGGGGCCCGACGACAUCCGUGAGCCCCAGCUCUUCAGGUUAAUCGCCUUAGAAAUGGCAAAGAUUCAUGCUAUCCAUGCCAACGGCAGCCUGCCCAAGCCCACCCUCUGGCACAAGAUGCACAAUUAUUUCACGCUUGUGAAGAACGAGAUCAACCUCAGCCUUUCCAAAGAUGUCCCUAAGGUGGAUGUGUUGGAAUGGGAGCUGGCCUGGCUGAAGGAGCACCUGACCCAGCUGGAUUCCCCUGUGGUGUUUUGUCACAACGACCUGCUCUGCAAGAAUAUCAUCUAUGACAGCACCAAAGGUCACGUACGGUUCAUUGACUAUGAAUAUGCCGGCUACAACUACCAAGCUUUUGACAUUGGCAACCAUUUCAAUGAGUUUGCAGGUGUGAAUGAGGUUGAUUACCGCUGGUACCCGGCGAGGGAGACCCAGCUGCAGUGGCUGCACUACUACCUGCAGGCACAGAAGGGGAUGGCCGUGACCCCCAGGGAGGUGGAGAGGCUCUACGUGCAAGUCAACAAGUUUGCCCUGCUUCCUUCCCUGUCUUCCGGCAGGUACGCCGUGAUCCGAUUCAACCAGUACUUCAAGGUGAAGCCUCAAGUGUCGGCCUUGGAGAUGCCAAAGUGACCGGCCUUGCCAUCCGCCCACUCAACUGCUUGGCCGGGCCUGUUCUCCAGGGCUCAGUUCUGCUCUGAGGUCCACCCUCUUGGACAAGGUGGGAGAGGGGACAGGUGGGUGUCCAAGGAGAAGGUUCUGUCCCUGCCACCAGCACCCAAUGGAUGCCACUGAAGACCUCAUUCUCCUGUGUGGAGGGGCUGAUAGGACCCAACUCUGGGGGUCCCCUUCACCAUAUCAGGCUUGGAAGGAAGUGCCUGCAGACAGCCAGGGCCUGGACCAUAACCACCCCUGGGAAGCACACCGUUCCCAGCCCCAGGCCCUGCUGGAAUUUGGGCUGCCUUAGAUGUGUCUUUGACCCUUCCUGGACUGGGGAAGGCGGGGGGGCUCCUUUCUACCUCCAGUGCCCUGAGCCUCCAGCCCCUCUCCGUCUCCCCCUGCAUGCCCCACGUGGGAGGUGCUGCACCCCAAACCAGCAUCAUGCCAACUCUGACAGAUGGAUGUACAUAUCUUGAUGGGAGAGAGGGGGUCCAGAAUUGGGCAGGACAGUUCCCCUAGCAGCUGCCUCAUCUGAGACCCCUCACUUUCACUUUUCAAACCAGAUACAAUCAAAUAACCUCUUCCCGAGCCUCAGCCUGAGAGAGCGCACCCCCUCCAGUGCCCUCGCUGCCCCUGAGUUUCUGUUCUGUCCCUCUGCAACCUGCUGGGGGGAAGGAGAGGGAGUGGGGAGGCCCCGGGCCCCCAAAGCCUGGCUCUGCUUCAUGCUGUGGCUUGACUGGAAGGGGCAUGGCUGGGGCUGUGGUGGCCAGAGCCAGAGCCGGCAGCCUCCUGCCUUGUUCCCUCCCUCCCUAGAACCUGUCCUUCCAUCUCCACCUUCUGUCUUGGAGUUGACCCAAGAUCUUCCCACCUGGGAAUGACUAGUGGGAGUCAAGGGGCAGGGGGCCAGGGACCUGCAGAGCCCGGAGUGCGCGAGCUUGAGCAGGAUCGAAUUGCAAAGGUGCUGAUUGUGCUCUGACACUCAACAACCUCCACCUCCUUUCUGCCCUCACAGAUCCUUGGGGGGGGGCCCCCCCUGGCUCUGGCCCAUAAAGUGAUUCAUUUGUAAAUUAUCGUGGUUUUCUGCAUUAAAAUGCUCGUUUCCGGA
This is a messenger RNA of Galeopterus variegatus (Sunda flying lemur), 2146 nucleotides long. RefSeq names its product ethanolamine kinase 2 (gene ETNK2). The record is from RefSeq and is a predicted model, not a curated record. The annotation marks the transcript as partial. The transcript has 7 exons. Gene Ontology annotation, biological process: phosphatidylethanolamine biosynthetic process. Gene Ontology annotation, cellular component: cytoplasm. Gene Ontology annotation, molecular function: ethanolamine kinase activity. NCBI's taxonomy places the organism in Eukaryota, Metazoa, Chordata, Mammalia, Dermoptera, Cynocephalidae.